Molecule: messenger RNA, 1134 nt
Organism: Gordionus sp. m RMFG-2023
Lineage: Eukaryota; Metazoa; Nematomorpha; Gordioida; Chordodea; Parachordodidae
Exons: 3
Coding region: 1-1134 (377 amino acids)
Source: RefSeq, a predicted model, not a curated record
AUGAUAAACCAUUUGGACGACAAGUUUUCUAUGACAGCUCAGAUGGAUUAUGGGAAGUUGUUCCUUCUGGUCAAGGAUGUUGAUGGCGUGGUUGGAUGGGGCCAAGAAGUCAAUACAGGAAUAGUCCCAUACCAAAAGUUGGCCUCUCCUCCAUGGGAUUUGAGAGAUCCCAUCAGGACUUUAUUUAAAAAUGAUAAUGAAAAAUUGUUGGCUGUGGAAAAUAUUUGGGCACCUGACAAAUGCUAUGAAUUUCCAUUGUCUUUGGAUAAAAGAAAUUUAACAUUUCAAACAUCGUGGCUUAACAAAUAUAAGUGGCUUGCUUAUUCAGCUAAUGAAAAGGGAGCUUUUUGUAAAGUGUGCGUCAUUUUUUCACCAAGAUAUGCUGGACCCGGGUCACAAAAACUCAAAACAUUGGUAAGUCAAGUAUAUACAAGAUGGAAAGAUGCUCUUGAAAAUUUUAAUUAUCAUCAACAAAAUAAAUAUCAUCUCAAUUCUUGUGAGAUAUCUGAUGCUUUAAAAGCCAUCUCUAUGAAUCAAAAGAUAUCAAUAUCUAAUGUAUUCAAUAAAAAAUUGAAUAAUUAUAUAAUUGAUGCAAUCAUUUGGCUAGGGAGGCAGGGCUUAGCAUUAAGAUCUCAUAGAGUAUCAGCUGGCCCCUUAAAACUUUCAUCUUCUCAUAAUGAAGGGAAUUUUAAGGAAUUGCUGAAACUUUUAUGCAACAAUAAUGAUAAUUAUAUAAAGCUUUUUGAAAACUCGGCUAAAAAUGCCACCUACCUUAGUUCAUGCAUUCAAAAUGAAAUUAUAUCCAUAUGCAAUAAGUUUAUAUUGAAAGAAAUUUCUACAAAAGUGAAAGCAUCACUAUUUUUUAGUGUUCUGGCGGAUGAGACAUCGGAUAUUGGUAACAUAGAGCAAUUAUCCAUAGCAAUAAAGUUUAUUGAUAUGGAAUCAGGUCAUUAUAAAAUGAAGGAACUCUUUGUUCAAUUUAUUGAUUUACAUGACACUAAAUCAGAGACGAUAGCCAAAGAAAUUUUAGCAUCCCUUCAAGAUCUAGAUUUAAAUCCAAUGAGAGGCCAGGGAUAUGAUGGAGCUCCCUCAAUGAGUGGUCAUGUUAAGGGAGUGCAGUCAAGAAUUAGAUAG